This is a messenger RNA of Trichomonas vaginalis G3, 2385 nucleotides long. Its product is annotated as WD repeat-containing protein 75 family. Gene Ontology annotation, molecular function: protein binding; RNA binding. Gene Ontology annotation, cellular component: nucleolus. The transcript has a single exon. Bases 1 to 2385 code for a protein of 794 amino acids. NCBI's taxonomy places the organism in Eukaryota, Parabasalia, Trichomonadida, Trichomonadidae. Gene Ontology annotation, biological process: positive regulation of rRNA processing; positive regulation of transcription by RNA polymerase I. The record is from RefSeq and is a predicted model, not a curated record.
AUGUCUUACGUUGUGCGCAAAGUCGGAGGAGGCGUAUUUAAUCCGAAGGCUAUGUGCAUUUCAAAUGAUAGCGCGUAUCUUUUUGUCGCUUGUGGAUGCCAGAUUAACAUAUACGCACUCCCAGAUUUAGCAGAAAUUGACACAAUCACUACUCAUAAAUCUCAUAUUACAUCAUUGGUAUGCGAUUCAGACUACCUCAUAUCAUCUGACGAUAGUGGUAUGAUAUUUUGGCACAAAUUCACAGGAAUGACUGUAAUCGAAAAGAAACCAACAGUAGAAUUCGAUGCUGGAUAUCCAAUCGAGCGCCUCAUACUCCGCAAUGGAAAACUCUUCUAUAUUUUCUUCCAUCGCCGUUUGUUUUGGUGCGUAGAAUACAAUAAUGAAGAAUCUAUUUUUAUGAUUGAUAACGAAAUGCAGAAAUCGUUUAUUAAGAAACUACAUGAAGGCAGUUAUCUCCAGGGUAAAAAUCCAAUCAGAUUUACGACUUUGGAUGGUUUUGAUAUAAAUGAACAAGCAAAUUCAAUUCUUCUUGUCGAUAAAUGCAAAAUACACGUAUACAACUUCGAAACUGGCGAAAGGGAAAUGUAUCCAAACCCAGUCGCCGUUCAUUACGCAAGAUUUAGAGGAAAUAAGGAAGUUAUCGCUUUUCUUGCAAAUGGUAUGAUAUUCGUAUACGGAAACCGCAAAAUACCGAUUCGCGAUCACUGGCAUUACGCUUGUCCAAACGCUUUCGUUUACAAUGAUACAACAAUCAUAUCUGGUGGCUUUGAAGGCGUUUUGACCUUCUACAACCAAAAUACACAUAGACACGAUCACUUACCGCGCUUAGGCAUCACUAUAGAAGGCCUCGCAUUGUCAUCAAAUGGAAGAUUUAUCACUGUUAUCUUUGAUAAGAACAUGCUUGCAGUAGUUGAUGCUUCUGCUGCAAACCAUGCUGUUAUCUCCGAUAUUUCGAAUGUAAUUGGCAACGUUUCGUUCUCAAAUGGAAAAUUAAUUUCAAUUCGCAAGCCAAACUUAGUACAAAUCUUCGAUUGCAAUACAGGAAAAUACAUAACACAACAACAGGUUUCGUCCUACAAUAGUAAUGUCCCGUUAACAGCCGUAGAACUUUCAAAAGAAUAUAUGAUCACAGUUGAAACAUCCGGAGGCAAAGCAGACCCCAAACUUACCAUUGGCGGACAAGUCUCCAUGAACCACAAGCGUCCAAGAGCCAAUAAACCAGCCCACGACUUUGCAUACGAGAAAUUACUUCUUCGCGAGCGUUAUUCGGCCAUGAGACAGAUCAAGAAGAUCAAGUACGGUAAGGCAGAGGACAUAACUCUGCUAAACGAAGAAAACAAAAACAUAGAACGCGAAGGAAACCCAUUAAUCAAAGAUCCAGACGCCGCAGAUACAGUAGACUACAGCGAGAUCAAGAUCUGGCGCAUUGCUGAUGACAAAUUCGAGUUCGAACAGAGUUUUCGCGCAAUUGGAAAAACUGCAAAUCCAAUUUCAAUGCAUCCAACGCUCCGUUUGUUCACUGUUGUCGUUUCCCAUGAACUACAAGUCUGGAAGAGAAGCAGCGACACAGAUAUGUGGGAAAUGUUCAGAUCAUCUCAUCUUCCGAUUAUCCCUUCAUCAUUAGUAUGGUCCAGCGAUGGCACAAUAUUAGUUGCUCAGUAUGCCAAGCGCGUAGACUUGAUGAACGCGGAAACUCUUGAGAUUAUUGCGGAACAUUCUGUAGAUGCUCUUGUAAACACCGUAAAAUUCAUUAGCGAUUGCGAAAUCGCCAUCCAGUCAACACUUGGCGUGGCCAUCUACGAUCUCAGGACACUUUCCGAGUCGAAGAUGAUUUUCGCCCAAGCCGCCUGUGCAGAUGCCAGCGACGGAGCCUUUGUAUUCGUUCUGAACAAGCAGCAGCCUGUUGUUGUUCUCUACGACAAUGGCCAGAUGUUCUCCUGGCAAGUUCCUGCCUUGGCUCCCAUCAACAAAGUGGCCAUUACAAGGGUCGGAUCGCUCUGCAGAAUAACCUGCGUAGAUGACGACUACUUCAUAUGGGGAAUCGACGAGUUUGGCCUCGAACAGAAAGAAAAAUCAAGGCCAUUGAUUAUAACUCCACCAAAACCUCGUAAUGAAGCCAAGAAGGCCGUAAAAUUGGCAAUCGUUGUUGAUAAGAAGAAGGAGUUAGAGGAGCUUUAUUCAGCUCCUUCCCAUCAAAUUAUGAGAAUUGAAAUGUUAUGCGACGCUUUCUCAAGGAUAUUGUUAGAACCAAGGAAGAAACAUGAAGCAGCUUCAAUACCUGUUAAGAUUGAACAAGAAAUUGACGCUGAUUCACUCAAAGCAACCGAAUACUCGAUUUCUGAUAUCUCUGAAAUGAGAGAAGAAAUGCGGAAGGCUUUUAACUAA